Molecule: messenger RNA, 2068 nt
Organism: Prosopis cineraria
Lineage: Eukaryota; Viridiplantae; Streptophyta; Magnoliopsida; Fabales; Fabaceae
Product: probable U3 small nucleolar RNA-associated protein 7
Exons: 8
Coding region: 239-1849 (536 amino acids)
Biological process (GO): maturation of SSU-rRNA from tricistronic rRNA transcript (SSU-rRNA, 5.8S rRNA, LSU-rRNA)
Cellular component (GO): small-subunit processome; nucleolus; 90S preribosome
Molecular function (GO): protein binding
Source: RefSeq, a predicted model, not a curated record
CCCAAACCCCAAACAUACCCUCGCAAGUCCUCACAAGGGCCAAAAGACGUCGUCUUCUACCGUCCUCCAUUGCGUUACGUUUUCCCUGCCUUCUUCUCGUCCGCCGUCUCUGCAAAAGUUUUCUCUAGUCUGUCUCCACUAUCAACGUUUGAAGCUGAACCAACGCCGUGGCGGGAAGAGGAUAUUCGAUUUUAGCCGUCGGUGCCCUCUGCCGCCAUUAGUUCAGUUUCCUGCCAAGAUGGCUGAGGGGGAGGGGCUACACAAUGACACUCUUGAAGGGGUCAAGCCUUCCACUGAUCUGGAUAUUUCUGAUGAGUUAGAUCUGAAAAUAAAGAAGUAUCUGAGAGGAGAAGGUGCGAAUUUGGAGGUUUUGAAAGACAAAAAACUGAAGGGUCUACUUUCUGUUAGAGAAGAGUUAUAUAGUAAAUCUGCUAAAGUUGCUGCCAAGGCGGAUAAGUGGCUUGUGCCCAGUGAGGGAGGUUAUCUAGAGGCUGAAGGCAUAGAGAAGACAUGGAGGAUCAAACAAGAGGCAAUAGCUAAAGACGUAGAUAUCUUAAGCUCAAGAAACCAAUAUGAUAUUAUUUUACCAGAACUUGGUCCAUACACUUUGCAAUUUACUUCAAGUGGCCGGCAUAUGGCUGUUGGAGGGCGUAAGGGUCAUUUGGGAAUUGUGGACUUGAUGAAUAUGAGCCUAAUCAGAGAGUUUCAGGUUAGAGAAACAGUCCGUGAUGUGACAUUCUUACAUAAUGAGCUGUUUUUUGCUGCUGCGCAGAAAAAGUACCCUUACAUCUAUAACCGUGAUGGCACUGAGCUUCAUUGCCUUGAGGAACAUGGUGCUGUGUUAAGGCUUCAGUUUCUAAAAAACCACUUCCUCCUGGCUUCAAUAAACAAGUUUGGGCAGCUGCAUUAUCAGGAUGUUACGAUGGGUGCAAUGGUUGGAAAUAUUCGGACUGGUUUAGGUCGUACUGAUGUGAUGCAAGUGAACCCCUUCAACGGGGUUGUUGCUUUGGGUCAUUCAAGCGGUACAGUCACAAUGUGGAAGCCAGCAAGCUCAGCUCCUCUUGUCAAGAUGUUGUGUCAUCAUGGUCCUCUCUCAGCUCUGGCAUUUCACUCAAAUGGCCACUUAAUGGCCACAGCUGGAAAGGACAAAAAAAUAAAGCUUUGGGACUUGAGGAAAUUUGAGGUUCUCCAGACACUACAUGGCCAUGCCAACACCUUGGAUUUUAGUCAAAAAGGAUUACUUGCAUGUGGUACUGGAUCUUUUAUACAGGUUCUGGGUGAUCUUUCUGGUUCUCAGAAUUACUCUAGGUAUAUGACUCAUUCCAUGGUUAAAGGUUACCAAAUAGCAAAGUUAAUGUUUCGACCAUAUGAAGAUGUUCUAGGCAUAGGGCAUUCCAUGGGUUGGUCCAGCAUUCUUAUUCCAGGAUCAGGAGAACCUAACUUUGAUACGUGGGUGGCCAAUCCAUUUGAAACAUCUAAACAGAGGAGAGAGAAAGAAGUUCGCUCACUUCUGGAUAAGCUGCCGCCUGAGACGAUCAUGCUGGACCCAAGCAAAAUUGGUACAGUAAAGCCCACAAAGAAAGAGAAGCUGACAAAGGAUAUGGGGGCAGAGAUGGAAGCUGCUGUUGAAGCUGCCAAGGACAUUAAAAUGAAGAAAAAAACUAAAGGAAGAAGUAAACCAAGCAAGAUGGUGAAGAAGAAGAAGGAAGCAAUUGAGAAAGUGAAAAGGCCUUUCUUGGAAGAAAAAAUUAAGGAGGAAGCAAUUUCCAGAAAGAAACAAAAAAUCGACGAGGAAGGUAGUUUACCAAAAUCUUUAAAGAGGUUUGCUGGUAGAAAACCAGCGACAUGAUCGUAAAUCCUAGAUCUUUAUUUUAUUCAUAUCUGAAAAAUUUGUUUUUGCAUUGUGAUUUCUGGCCUUUCAUUAGGUGUUUGUCGCCAAAUUUCGUUCAUUUAUGUUUCGUUUCGACAAGAGGAUUGUAAUUUAAAGAGUAACAGGAGAAAAGGCCAAAAAAAUCAAAUUCAGGAGAACAUUGAUUAGUCAUCAAAUUUCAAAAUUUGAGUUUAUAAA